AUGGAUAGUCUCUACGGCCGUCGUACCAACUCCAACAAGCUCUCUCUCUCCACAAACACGAGCCCUUCCAUCGGCAGCUUUGGCGACGCGCCUGCUGCCUCUCCUUCGACCACACGCAACACGACCCUCCCUCGACGAUUCGGCGGUGACAGCUCGUCGCAUGGAGGCAAGGCCAAUCCUUUUAAUACGGCCACCACGCCGGGUGGCAGCCGCAUCAUGAGCCCCGGCGGUCCUGCAUCCAGUGCCUUUGGCCUGGGAUCGGGCGCAUUCUCCAGUUUCGGCUCCUCGGCCAAGACGCCCAAAUCACCAGGGAACCCCUUUGAUGUGGGCUUCAAAUCCGCAACGUCCGGCACGUCUGCACCGGCCGCAGCAGGCGAGAAAUCGUCUGCUGCCACGCCGCGGCCGGCGGCUGUUGGCGGCGCAGCUGCACCAGGAGCGGCGGGAACUGCGGCAGCGGACGCGGCGCCACCAGCGGACAAGAACCAGCGGUACUUGCUACGCAACGAAUGGGUGUUUUGGUUCCGGCCGCCGAUUAGCAAAGCCAAUGGCUACAUUGAGUACGAGAAGACUCUCCACCCGGUGGCCACCGUCAGCUCGGUGGAAGACUUUUUUGCUGUGUACACGCACCUGAAGCGUCCGUCCACACUGCCGUUGGUGGCGGACUACCACUUCUUCCGCAACGGCAUCAGGCCGAUUUGGGAAGACGCCGAGAACCGCAAGGGCGGCAAGUGGAUUGUGCGGCUGAAGAAGGGCGUGGCGGAUCGAUACUGGGAGGAUCUUUUGUUUGCCAUUAUCGGCGACCAGUUUGGAGAUGCGUCGGACGAGGUGUGCGGUGCCGUUCUCAGUGUGCGCAACGGCGAGGACAUUCUAAGUGUCUGGACGCGCACCGACGGCAGCCGCGUGUUGAAGAUUCGUGAAACCAUGCGGAGAGCCCUCGGAUUCCCGCUGGAGACGAAGAUGGACUGGAAGAGCCACGAUUCAUCAAUCCAGCAACGGUCGGCCAUUGAAGAAUCACGACGCGACAAGUCGAACCAACACCACAACAGCGGCGGCACCAACAACCAGCAUCACAACAACCACCACAACAACCAGCAUCAUAACAACCAUCACAACCAUAACCACAACAACUACAACCAGCAUCAGCACCAACAUCAAAACCACCAGUCUGACCGGCGCUCAGGGAAGCUUCCGUACUCUGCGCGGGCUUCAGCGACAACAUCUGGUGGCGGCGGUGACGACCAGCAAUUACACGCGCACGGCACGCCGUAG
This is a messenger RNA of Sporothrix brasiliensis 5110, 1269 nucleotides long. RefSeq names its product translation initiation factor 4E. NCBI's taxonomy places the organism in Eukaryota, Fungi, Ascomycota, Sordariomycetes, Ophiostomatales, Ophiostomataceae. The transcript is spliced from 3 exons. Gene Ontology annotation, biological process: translational initiation. The coding region runs from base 1 to 1269 and encodes 422 amino acids. The record is from RefSeq and is a predicted model, not a curated record. Gene Ontology annotation, molecular function: translation initiation factor activity; RNA 7-methylguanosine cap binding. Gene Ontology annotation, cellular component: cytoplasm; eukaryotic translation initiation factor 4F complex.